Talpa occidentalis (Iberian mole) is the source of this 3553-nucleotide messenger RNA. RefSeq names its product mab-21 like 3 (gene MAB21L3). The record is from RefSeq and is a predicted model, not a curated record. Bases 428 to 1624 code for a protein of 398 amino acids. The transcript has 7 exons. Lineage: Eukaryota; Metazoa; Chordata; Mammalia; Eulipotyphla; Talpidae.
CACAGAAGCUGAGCACUCAGAGGGAGCCCUCCCGGGAGGGUUUGGGCAGACACUUGCCUCUGCAACAGUUCUCAGAAAUGAGCUGGCCUUCCAGAAAUGCUGUCAUUUCUUGAAAUCACCUGAUAGCAGACUCUGAUGUUUACCUGGCCAUUGUGAAUUUUUUUCUUUUCUAUAAUAAAUCCAGCCCCAGCCAGCCAGACUGGGAAUUUACUGCCUGAGCGGUUUUCCAACAUGGUUUUGCUGGCAAAAGCAGACGUGAGUGUUUCCUCAACUCUCAAGGGGCCUGUUUACACUGCUUUAUUUUUACUGCCAGCUUUCAAGUGGGAAGAGGGAGAUUAUAUUUAAAGGUCAGCAGAGUGACAGAUGUAUGCUGACACUUGAGAAAUUAGAAUUUGAGUGAAGAAUCGAGAAGGCAAGCCUCUGGUCCAUGUGCACACGCCCUGGGAACGUCAGCACCCAGAGACGCCCCCCGGCGCGGGUCCCGGGUGGAAGCAAGCCGAGAAGCCGCUGUCUGCUCAGAACUGCACAAGAAGCUAUGAAAUCCCUGACUGCAGAAAACUUCGAAGAUUGUCUGCUGAGUAAGGUGGACCUGCGCCGCCAGUGGGUUUCCCAAGUUGUGGAAGAGGUGCAGAAAAUCGUCCAGCGUCUGACCACAGAGAUCAGCUACCAGGAUGUGAGAUUUCAGGCCGUCCCUUACUCCGACACGUACAACGGGAACCUCAAGGUUCUAGGCCCCUGCCAGUUCCUCGUCACUGUGCCGGUGAAAGGCCUGGCAGGGUAUAGGGAGGCCCGGGAGCAGCGCUGGCGGUACUACACCCUGCAGGGCGCCAGGCUGCCCUGCCCUCUGCGUGACCCCGAGGCUCUGCAGCAGUGGCUGGCAGUAGAGCAGUUUGUGAAGAGCCUGUGGCAGUGGCACGAGGAUGAUGUGAACAUUGAGGGGGACAUUGUGCCUGCCAAAGUCCUCCAGGUAUUACGGAAGCUGGUGGAAAAUGCCAUCAGGGCCUGUGGCCUCACAGAUAAGGUGAGCAUGCUAACCAACAGCUGUUCGGUCCGGGUUGUUGUGGAAACAUCUAUAUGCCAGGUGGAGCUGCAGCUGGCCCCCGCCGUGGAGAUCCCUAGCGCCUGGCCCGAGAAAGCCCGGUGGCCUCGAUGUCCGAAGCGCUGGCCUUGCCCCGAGAAAGUGAAGUGCAUCAAGUCCCUCGGGUUUACCUUGCUGGCCUGUUCAAAUUACCACUGGCAGCUGAGCUUCCCGCGGGCCGAGCAGGUGCUGCUGGCCCAGCUGGACGAGGACGGGGGCUGCCGCCGGCUGUGCUUUCAGGCCUUGAGGCAGAUGACAGAGGACGUCUGGUGUCCGGGGAAGCGGCCUGUUCUCACGGCCCACCACCUGCAGUCCGUGCUCUUCUGGACCUGCGAGAAAUACCCGCACCCGAAGGACUGGCAGGUGUUCAGCCGCGGCUUCCUGCGGCUGGUGAGGAAGCUGCACAAGUGCGUGAGCCAGCACUUUCUGAAGCACUACUUCGUGAGAAAGAGCAACCUCCUGCAGUACGCCAACUCGGGCGAACUGGACGCCGUGGCCCAGAAACUGGACCACUUCCUGAAGAACCCCCAGAUCAGCCCGCCCUGAAGCUGCUCUGGCCCGGGGCUCUCGGACACCUCAUUCGGCGUGUCCUCACUCUCUGUGGAUGGAUCCACUCCGAUCCUGCCCAGGAGGGAAGCGACGAGCGACAGGAAAGCCCACCGACCCAGCAGCGCUCAGGGCGUGACUGGGCCCCAUGGUCUGACCCAGUCCACCCAGCAGCCAAGCCAGCCCGUCCGCCCUCGCUAGCCCCCUCUCUAGGUGACGGCUCUCAGCAGGCUCUCAGAUGCUGAGCUAAUACAUCUGGGCUUGUCUUCCCCGUGCCCAGGCUCCGAUCAUCAGGCAGGCACAGUGGACACCAGAACCUCAGCUGCUGCCAGCAGUGGUUCUGCAGCCUUUCUGCAUCUGCGGGCUCCUUAGUCUCCAUUUACAAAAUGGGACUGUUCACCUGCCCCCUAGGAGGGGCCGUGUGCCCUGGGCUUUUGAGAGGAAGGCAGGGGACCCACAUCGAGAGAUACCAGCUGGCUGGUUGGCAUGGUGGCUGGCGUUAGCAUCCUGGAUGUCCCUGCUGCCCGCAGCUCUUCUAAGCUGUGGUUCAUGGCUGUGGUUCUGCCUGCUUCCCUGGGGCUCCCCAAGUAGGCGAAAGCAGUGAGGAGUAGUGUAAAUCAAGCACGAAGUGCAGCCCAGCCUGCCAGCUGCGCCUCUCCCUUCCCUGUGCAUCAGGGAUGGGGCAUCCUCACCUGGAUGGACUGAGCUCAGAGCUGUGAUCUGUGGGGAACACUUUGGUGUCACCGACCUCUCACUACCUUCCUUGGCUCACACCCCUUACUCCCUCCUCACCGAUAGAUGGAUGCUGGUGGGCUUUGGGACUGUAGCCAAGAGCACAGUGGACCAGGACUUAACCUUUUGGGUGAUCCUGAUGGCGAAGACAGGAAAUAAAUAACAAAUACACAGACGUGACGACUGCUCAUUAAGCAAGUGUCCUGAAGAAAUAAGCAGAGUAUUGAACCAGAGCCACAGCAAGAUCUUUGAAGGAUGAAAAGGCAAACAGCAGAAGGGGAAGGAAGGGAGGCAGCGGGGGAGCUGGAGGGGCGGGCAGGGUCCGGCCACUGGGCCUUGGAAACCUGGUGAGGAAUUUGUACUUCAUUGUAAAAGUAAAGCUGUGACAUUUGGCCACUCCAGAGCAGAGGAGACUCGUGAUCUGAUUCGCAUUUUAAAUGUCCAUGCUUGUGACUGCAUUGAGACCUUCCCACCAGGGUUAGGGCCAGUGGGAGGCCUGGAGCCCACCCAUUUGGGAUUCACUGAGGCCCCAGAGGCCACCAGCCUGCACAGACAUUGAUGCGGGUUUCUAGGCGUUCUCCCUGAUAUCGGUGGUUUCUUCUGACGUUCACUUAAUGCUUCUCAACUCAAGGGAGUCCUUGAUGACUUAGAGUAUUUUCCCCAAAUGAUAACAGUGGAAUUUCUAAAAGCAUGAGCUGCUGAUUUUUUUUUGACAAAAAGUUACAUUUGCAAAAUAAAACAAUUGUUUUCGGAAAUGUACUGCAAGUAAAUGUGACCCUGGCUAGGAGAGGAAUUCCUAGCCAGCAGUAGGCUGCUAACCUUUGAAAGCGUGAAAUGAUGAACAAUGCAAUGCUUUGCUCAGUCCUCAAAACCUGCACUCAUUUUUGUCUUCUUGUACCUUGGAAACAUCAUUUUUGAGAAGGUGGCAGAUGUAGUUUGGUUUGGUUUUGAAUGAUAAAGCUGAUGCAAGUUUUAUAACAGCUGUGCAGUCACAGGAUGCCAUAAACUGUAAGUUGGCUGUAUCAUUGCUCCAAAAUUGUGUAUGUGUAUGGAGAGAGAGCGGGGCAGGACCUACAUGCUCUGUCGGCUUCCAGCAGAUUCUUCCCACCCGAAGAUCCUUACAUCAAAGCAGUGCUCGGGCACCUUCCUGAGAGUUCCUGCUGCUGGCCAGCAGAGGGAAGUGGGGGACCACAGAUG